Molecule: messenger RNA, 4717 nt
Organism: Puntigrus tetrazona (Sumatra barb)
Lineage: Eukaryota; Metazoa; Chordata; Actinopteri; Cypriniformes; Cyprinidae
Gene: slc5a12
Product: solute carrier family 5 member 12
Exons: 14
Coding region: 1571-3529 (652 amino acids)
Biological process (GO): transmembrane transport; sodium ion transport
Cellular component (GO): membrane
Molecular function (GO): symporter activity
Source: RefSeq, a predicted model, not a curated record
UUCCUUUAUUUUGGCAAAAAUCAUAUGGAUAUUAAGUAAAGAUCAUGUUUCAUGAAGAUAAUUUGUAAAUUUUAAAUAUUACAAUGAUUAGUGUUUUGGACAACUUUAAAGGCGAUUUUUUUUCAACAUUUUUGCACCCUCAGAUUCCAGAUUUUCAAAUAGUUGUAUCUCAGCCAAAAUGUUGUCCUAUUAAUACCAUACACGAAUGGAAAAAUUAUUUAUUAAGCAUAAAUCACAAUACAAAAAAUGCCGUUAUGACUGACGGUAAUGAAAUACACUUAAAAGUGGGUUUUUCGACUAAUCAGAAUGAAAUUCAUCUUAUCAAUGAUAUAUUAUAUGCGUUAAUAUUUUUAAUAGCGGCAUGCACUUGCUUAGAAUAAUGGACUAAUAUUUUAAACGCUUGCGUUCGUUCGAGCGAUCGGUCGUACGGCGAGAACACGAUUAUAGACGGUUUCAACAACGACGUUAUACCGCGCAUGCGUGCUUUUGUGGCCAUAAAAUAACUUCCGGUAGACGUCCCAAUAGAAUCAAUAACAACAGUUAAGCCUUUCUAAGCAGUUUUUCUUAAUAACAAGCAAACACCGCGAAAACCGCCUCGGUCAUGAAAGAAGAUAAAUAAAGCAGUUCUGUGUAAUUUAAAUUUUGAACUUCAUACAUCCCAGUAUCCCCAGCAUUGCGUUGCCGACAUGACGUUCACGUUCUGACGACCCGACCUCUUGACGUGAUGACGUAGGCACAAAGUAAUCGGUUUAACGCGUUUACGUGCAGCAUUUUACUUUCGUUGGGUUUAUAGAAAGGUUUAUCCCACCCCUGUUAAACCGAUUACAAUUUCAGUCAUUUUGAGCAGUUUUCUUGAGAUUGAGGCGUUUAUAUGGAACGUUUUCAUACGGUUGGGACUUUUAAACCGAUUGCAGUGCUCCACGUGGACGUGAUACGAUAUAAUGUGAUGGUCCUCAGUGCAAAUGGACUUGAAGUUUUUAAUGUAAUCGCAUCUGUCAAAUAAAGAAAGGCAAAAACACCUUUGUUUUUUGGUUCUGUUAAAACACUUUGUCAGCAGUGUGUGUAUCAGGAUGAACUACGCAGCAGCGUUUCACGGAUGACGAAGUAUUACAAAAACCACUAAAGCACAUCAUCAGUUAAUCAUCAUCAGUCAGAGUAAUAAUGAACCAGAUUAUAACUUUACCACUUCUUUAGACCAUUAUAUCCCUUAUAUCCAAUAUAAUCUAAUUUAAUUAGUGCCGUCGAACGAUUCAUCACGAUUAAUUGUAUCCAAAAUACGUUUUUGUUGCCAUAAUAUAUUUGUGCGUAUUUAUUAUGAGUACAUUAAUACACAUGCAGUACAUAUAUUUAGAAAACAUUCACUUGUACUCAUUUACAUAUUCAUAUUGUAAUAAUGGAUGGAUGAUAGACACGUGAUAUAAUAACUAAUAUAACCCCUCGUCCCAUGUCCUGACUCAUAAGCAUUUUUAACCUGUUAAAACCUCAAUGAUUAACACGAUUAACAUGUGAGGUCCCUGAACUGGAGAUCCUGGAGACACACGACCGGCGGCGAACGGAUUCUGCAUCAAGCAUGGAGGACCAAAGUCACACCGUGGGGACCUUCCAAGUCGGGGACUAUUUGGUGUUCGCUUUGCUGUUCGUGGUCUCGUCUGGGAUCGGGGUCUUCUUCGCCAUCAAAGAGAGGAAGAAGACCUCGUCUAAAGAGUUUCUGGUCGGGGGCCGUCAGAUGUCCUGCGGGCCGGUGGCCCUUUCUCUCACCGCCAGCUUCAUGUCCGCGAUCACGGUGAUCGGGGCCCCGUCAGAUGUGUACAGAUACGGGGCCUUGUAUAUAAUCUUUGGGGUCGCCUACACGUUCGUGGUGUUUUUAACGGCUGAGCUCUUCCUGCCUGUCUUCUACAGAUCAGGGAUCACCAGCACAUACGAGUAUUUGGAGUUGCGCUUUUGCAGGCUUGUUCGAGUUGCAGCCACACUCAUGUAUAUCGUUCAGACGAUUCUGUACACUGGUGUGGUAGUUUAUGCUCCUGCUUUAGCUCUCAAUCAAGUGACUGGAUUUGAUCUUUGGGGAUCCAUUUUUGCCACUGGCAUUGUCUGCACUUUUUACUGUACAUUGGGUGGGCUGAAGGCUGUGGUCUGGACAGAUGCUUUCCAGAUGGUGGUGAUGGUGGUGGGGUUUCUCACGGUGCUGAUCCAGGGUGCGAGCCGAGCGGGAGGGAUCGAGUCUGUCUGGAGCACAGCUCGCUCUGGAGGCAGAAUCGACUUCGUUGACUUUGACAUUAAUCCACUGAGACGACACACGUUCUGGACGCUCUCUGUAGGAGGGACUUUCACCUGGUUGGGCAUCUACGGAGUAAACCAGUCAACCAUCCAGAGAUGCAUCUCUUGCAAAACCGAAGGUCAUGCACGCUGGGCUCUGUAUCUGAAUCUGCUGGGCCUGUGGAUCAUUCUGUUCUGUGCUGUGGUAUCUGGUCUGAUCAUGUACAGUUUCUAUUCUCUCUGUGACCCCUGGUCGGCUGGACUGGUCUCUGCUCCAGACCAGCUCAUGCCAUAUUUUGUGAUGGAAAUCCUCAGUGAGUAUCCAGGACUGCCAGGCUUGUUUGUCGCGUGCGCUUUCAGUGGAACGCUGAGCACAGUAGCUGCCAGCAUCAACGCUUUGGCCACGGUGACGUAUGAGGACUUUGUGAGCCAGCGUUUCAGAGAUCUGUCCAACCGAUCGGCCAACUGGAUCAGCAAAGCCCUGUGUGUGGUGUUUGGUUUGGCCUGCACUACCAUGGCCGUGGCUGCAUCAUAUAUGGGAGGAAUCGUGCAGGUAUGUGAUUCUCAUGCGGGCAGAGACGAUCCGUUCCUGCUUAAUUUCCUGUCACUGAGAGUUUUUCCUCCUCUUGUGCCUCAGGCAGCCCUUAGUAUCCACGGCAUGUGCGGAGGCCCAAUGCUGGGCCUGUUUUCUUUGGGAAUCCUGUUUCCUGUCACUAAUCUGAAGGGGGCAGUCGGGGGCCUGAUGGUGGGCAUCGCUCUCUCGUUCUGGGCUGGUGUGGGGGCUUUCUUUUAUCCAGCGCACAGCAAUAACACACGUCCGCUUGAACUCAACACUUCAGGCUGUAACUUCACCCUCGCAGCUAACGGAUCCAACCAGACAUCAGUCACCUCCGACAGGUAUUGGCUGGCUGAUUCAUGGUACUCCAUGUCCUAUCUGUACUAUAGCGCAGUGGGCUUUAUUGGCACUGUAGCAGCAGGUCUCCUCAUCACACUGCUGACGGGGCCGAUGGAUCCCAAAAAUGUAAAGCCAGGACUGACUCGAUCGGUGAAGGACGUCAUCUGUUUCUGCUCUGAGAAAUUCAGGGAAACAGACUUGAGCGAUGGCAAUGAGGAUAUGGGAGACUUUGGCAUGGCGUGGGAGAAACAUACAGAUGUGGAAGGUGUUAUAAAAAUGGAGGAGAAGGUCAAGAAUGAUAGUGAUAACCUGCGGGAAAGUGGUUACUCUAAUGCUGCUUUUGACCAUAAUGAAACCAAUCGAGUUCAAGCAAAGCUUUAACUUUGUGACGUUAGUCACAUAAACAUAUAGAAAAUGUACAGUGAAGUCAAAUAAUAAGAAAAUUGAGAUCCAAAUUCACAGAUGUUUUUGUACAAUUCUUUUAUGCAUACUGUUCUUUACAUGUAAACGAGGAUGAAGAAGGAGUCGCUUAAAUGGCCUUUAUAUCUAUAUAUGAAGAAUCACUGCGAUUUCUGAUUCCGAUUGCAAUUGUCUAUCUGGAAUAACCAGAAAUCGUGCAGUGUGUUCAGGGCUUUAGACUUUGCUCCUGCUUUAACAUCUUUGGUUAGUUCUGAAGCCUAGUCCUAGUACAGGGGUUCAAUUCUGUUCCCAGAGGACCACUCUACUGCAGAGUUAAGUCUGGAACAUUGCCGACAAUCUUAAAGACCUUGAUUAGUUGGGUCAUGUGUGUUUAAUUAGGACUGGAGCUAAGUUCUGCUGAAUAAUGUCCUUGUAGGAACAGGAUUGGACACCCCUCUCUUCAGUAAACCCAAUUCGCAAACUGGUGGUACUCAUUCCAGUUCCUGGAUUUAUCCUCUAGCAAAGUUUUUCUCAGAUCCUAAUCAACUGCACCUGAAACAACUACUUAGGGUAUUCAGGAACACUCGAUAAUUGCAAACAGGUUUACUGGGGCAGAUUUGCUGUACUCAGAAGGAACAUACAUCUUCAGGAACAAGAAUAAAACGAUUUGAAUUUCUCCCUUCUGACCCAAUGAUCUCCAACACAGCUCCCGAAGAGCUACUGUCCUGCAGAUUUCAGCUCCAGCCUCAAUUAAACACACCUGAACCAGAUAAUCGAGGUGUUCUGGGUCACUUGAUAAUUACAGGCAGUUGGGUUGGAUCUGUGUUGUACAUUUCUCAGAACAAUUUGUACAUAUGGCACCACAAAACGAAUUUCCAGCAAAAGCCUAUAACUUACUCAAAAUCUUUAGUUCAAGAGUAAUUAUUUAUGUGAAUGAACAUAUCAAUCAAUCAAUCAAUCAAUCAUUUUUAUUUAUACAGCGCUUUUAACAACACAGGUUGUAUCAAAGGACCGAAACAGUAUGAAGUAGAAGAAUAUAAUGAUAGAGAUGUAUAAUGACGAGAUUGAGCAAUUUGUUAUUAAAUGCAGAGACGGUCUCUGUAAUCAAUUCGACGAUAAUUGCUAGAAGUAAAGUGUUCCCAACAAAGCAAGCCAGAGGCGACAGCGGCA